UCCUGUUCAUCUUUUUUUUUUCUUCUUCUUUUCUAUCUCUCUGUCUGUCCUUUUUUUUUCUUUUUUUCCCUUUUCUUUUCCUUCUUCUUAUAACAUGGCUACUUGUGACAUUGCAUCAAACGACGAGAUUCACACUUACUCUCAAGAUCCUCAGGACAUUAAAGCGCUGGACGCCUACGAUCCUACCGACCUCCAUUAUACCACUUCUUCCGCUACACCAGCUUCUUUACGAUCACAAAGUUCCUCUUUAGCCGAUAAAUCCGACUACUCUGACGAUAUCAAAUCCACCACAUCCACCGAAACCGUAUCGACAAUGGAAAACACGGUUGAAAAGCAAGUCGCAUCUCCUGCGCCCGUCACCGGUCGACGAAGAAGAGGAUCGACAGUGACCCAACCCCCACCAGGCAAUGUUCUCAGUUUUCAAAGCCAAGGCCACCGCAUUCAGGAGGAGAGUGAGUUGACGAAAUCAGGAGAUGUGAAUGAGAACCAAGGGAGUGGUUACAGGGAUACAUUGUCCGAGAUCCAUGAUCUCCAAGGAGCCAAUUCAAUCUCAGAGCAUGAGGAGCCAGAAGAAACCGAGGAAAUCGAUAUUCAGUCCGACUUACAGCGUGCACGCAAAAAUCAUCGUUCCACCAUGAUCUCCAUGACCUCGUACAUGUCCAGUGCGUCCAACUACGAUAUGCUGCUGGAACGAUUAGCGGCCACCGAUGAUACCCAUGCUUCUUCGUCAGAUCAAGAAGACACCAACAGCACCGAUCCACCUUCCGAGGAAAAUGUACAAAACGAGAACGAAAAUCAGCAACACGAUGAAAACGAAAUUGAUUGGGAGUUCUGGUCCAAGGUGAUUUCAGAUUUCAGCAGUGUUGCCAAGUCGGAACGAAAAGUCCUGUCAAUGAAUGUGCAACGUGGAAUUCCUCCUUCUGUGCGAGGGAUGGUUUGGCAACUUUUUGCAGGAUCCAAGGAUCCCAAACUGGAAGACAAAUAUAUGCAGCUUCUUAAGGAGGAAUCCGUGUACGAAAAAGCCAUCGUACGAGAUUUGAGUCGCACCUUUCCACAUCAUCCCUACUUUCAAAGUAAAGAAGGCCAAGAUGCCCUGUUCAACGUGGUCAAGGCAUUUUCUCUCUACGAUACCAAUGUCGGCUAUUGUCAGGGGAUUUCCUUCAUUGCAGGUCCAUUACUUUUGAAUAUGCCGGAAGAAGAAGCGUUCUGUGUUCUUGUACAGAUGAUGCAACGGUAUGGAUUACGUGGUCAUUUUACCCCACAAAUGGAUACGCUGCAUCAGCGAUUGCAUCAGUUUGCUGGAUUGCUUUCGGAUCAUCUGCCCCACGUUUACCGGCAUUUUGAAGCGCAAGGGGUUCGAUCCAACAUGUACGCUUCACAGUGGUUCAUGACAUUGUUUGCUUACAAGUUUCCACUGGAUUUUGUUUUCCGCAUCUACGACAUUUUGCUCGCGGAAGGUAUCGAAGCCAUUCAUCGUAUCGCGCUGGCUCUCAUAGAAAAGAAUCAAUCCAUGAUUCUGAGUCUUGAAUUCGACGAUCUGGUGAAUUUCCUGAAAUCGCACAUGAUCGACGCAUACGAUGGCAAUCCGUCGGGACUCAUUCACGAUGCAUACCAGAUUCAAAUUGUGCGCAAACGGCUGGAUCGUCUUGCGAAAGAAUACCAAGUGGAAGCGGCGAGAGCCAAUACGGAAGCGGAGGCAAUUGAAACAUUACGUCGACAGAACAAGGCGCUGUCGGAAACGGUACGGCAUUUGGAGCAAACCAUGGAGAAUCUGAAUAAAGAGCACGCGCUGGUCGCUAGCCAAUUGAUUGCGUCGAAAAUGGAUAUCGCCCGUACCAACGACGAGAACGAUGCGUUGAGACAGCAAGCCAACGAUCUGAAACGGGCACUGGAGACGUUGCCAGGGGAAGUGGAAGCACGAGUAAAGGAAGAGAUGGAGAUCUUGUGUACAAAGAACGGGGCACUGGUCCAACGCAACGCAGCUUUGGAAGAUCAAUUGGCAUAUAUGGAGAAUAUGGUGAUUGAAAUGAAGGUGAAAUAUGCCGAUAGUGAAAACGAGCGUGAAGGACUUCGUCAACGACUGAAUGAUCUCAAAAAAUUAAUGGGUCAUGUUUGAACGAUGAACGAUGAACGCAGGCGUCGGUUCUUUUUUUGAGGCUCCGUCAUCGGAGCUACUGAAUGUCAAAUUGGUUCUCCACAAGCGCCUUUGGACCGAGUCUCACCCUCCUAAAUACGGCUUCUUUGGUGAACCAUGGUCUUGCCACCGAGUCAACCCAAAGCACCUAUAGCAAAAGUUUUUUUUUUGUUUUAUUUUUUUUCGGUUAUCACUUAAAUAACAAAAAUAUACCAAUCUUUUUUCCC
Molecule: messenger RNA, 2361 nt
Organism: Radiomyces spectabilis
Lineage: Eukaryota; Fungi; Mucoromycota; Mucoromycetes; Mucorales; Radiomycetaceae
Product: rab-GTPase-TBC domain-containing protein
Exons: 3
Coding region: 95-2116 (673 amino acids)
Source: RefSeq, a predicted model, not a curated record